Molecule: messenger RNA, 8167 nt
Organism: Lethenteron reissneri (Far Eastern brook lamprey)
Lineage: Eukaryota; Metazoa; Chordata; Hyperoartia; Petromyzontiformes; Petromyzontidae
Gene: ANO8
Product: anoctamin 8
Biological process (GO): chloride transmembrane transport
Cellular component (GO): plasma membrane
Molecular function (GO): chloride channel activity
Source: RefSeq, a predicted model, not a curated record
AGGGAGGAGGAGGAGGUGGUGCUGGUGGUGGUGGCGUGCGUGAGAGAGCGAGCGAGAGAGCGAGAGAAAGCCCCCUUUGUGUGUGAACGAAGAGGAAGCCCGCCUGGCAGGGGCCAUGCAGGACGCGGGCGCCAGGCAGCGCAAGCCAGCCUCCAGCGGCAGCGGCUCCUCGGGUGCGGACGGCAUGGGAGCUCCCUCCGCCACCGGCACCACCACGGGCAGCACCACGGGCAGCAGCAGCACCACGGGCAGCAGCAGCAAGGGAGCGCACGUGCUGGACAAGCUGUUUGGCAAGAAGCUGGCGCACACGCUGGUGCAGACGCGCUCCUGGAUGAAGACCGUGCCCACCGACGACUGCGACGUCCUCAUGGUCCUGCCAGAGAAGACGAGCGACGCCACGCUGCUGUGGCUGCUGAACAAGCUGCGCGUGGGGCUCCCCGAGCUCGUCGUGCAGGUGCGCCACCACCCGUGCACGCGCGCCUACGGCCUCUACCUCACCGCCUCCUACAGCCACCUGCUGUGCGGAGUGGAGCUGCUGUCGAUCCGCAAGCCUGUGAGGGCCGAGUUUGGGGGCGGCAUGCAGCCCUUCAUGCGCGACGAGGACAUCUUCGAGAACGUUGACAACGAAGCCCUCUUCCUGUCGUCCCAGGAGAGGCAGAGCAUCAUCUUCACCUGGCUGCAGAACCUGCGGGCAGGGCCUGGGGAGAGGCUGCAUGACGUCUGCUUCCUGGAAGGACAGCCCAUCGUGCUGGAGCUGCUGAACAGGAAGGUGAUCGACCAGGUGUUCCCGCUGCACGAUCGCGGUACGCUCACGAAGUUCAUGAAGAGCUGGGUCCGGCCGUCCUUCCACCAGCAGCCUCUGGACGAGGUGUGCGAGUACUUUGGCGUGAAGGUGGCCAUGUACUUCGCGUGGCUGGGGUACUACACGUCGGCACUCGUCUAUCCGGCCGUCUUGGGCCUCUUGCUCUGGGUCUACUGCUACACCACGCAGUCCAGCCAGGACGCGGGCUUCGUGCUCUUCUCGCUGUGGAACGUCGUCUGGGCCUCGGUGUUCCUGGGCGGCUGGAAGCGGCGAGGCGCGGAACUGGCGUACCGCUGGGGCACGCUCGACGCCACCGUCGACCUGCUGGAGGAGCCGAGACCCCAGUACCAGGGCGAGAAGCGCGUGAGCAACGUGACGGGCCGCGAGCAGCUCUACUACCCGAGCUGGAAGCGCGAGCUCUUCCGCUGCUUGGUGAGCGUGCCCGUGUGCGUCGCCGGCCUCGCCCUCGUCUUCGUCACCAUGCUCGCCUGCUUCCAGCUGCAGGACUACCUGCUGAGUAUGGAGGGCGUGUCGGACUGCGUGCACUACCUGCCCAAGGUGCUCCUCGCCAUCAUUGUCACCCUCCUCAACGACGUUUACAACAGCAUCGCCUACUGGCUCAACGACAGGGAAAACUACCGGCUGCAGACGACGUACGAAGCCCAUCUCAUCAUCAAGCUGGUCAUGUUUCAGUUCAUAAAUUCCUACCUGAGCCUGUUCUACAUCGCCUUCUACCUCAAGGACAUGAAGAGGCUGAAAGAGAUGCUGGCGGCGCUGCUGAUCACGCGCCAGCUGAUGCAGAACUUGCGCGAGGCGCUGCAGCCGUAUGUCAUGGAGAAGCUGCGCCGCAUGGACCUGGCGCGGAGACCCCGGGACGCGACGCACGCGCCGGAGCCGUACGAGGGCAUCUCCCUGCAUGACUACUCGGACGCCUCCUCCUCCUCCUUAUCAUCACCCCCGCCCUCGUCCUCCUCGUCUCCCCCUGCCGACUCCUCAUCCUCGUCAUCGGCCGCGUCGCCCGGUGUUGGUGAAACCGGCGGCGACGAUGACCGCAACCGUGGCGGCGGCGGCGGCGGCUUCCGGCAACUGACCGUGGGCUCCGUGUAUGGCCACGAGGACGAGUGGGGAUUCUCCGAGGUCGGCGGCUCCGAAGAAGCGAUGAUGGAGGAGGACGAGGCGGAGGGCGAGGUUGGAGGAGACAUGGUGCAGGAGUCGGACGUGCCGGUCGGCUGUGGCGCGGAGGUGCCGGGGGCCAGGGAGACGCAGGGAGAACGGGGGCUGUCGGAGAGUGGGGGGGCGGCGGACUCGGUGAGGUUGCGGGCAGCCAAGGCGGGGGCAGCUGAUGGCACCGCUGCUGCUGCUGCUGCUGCUCAGACCUGGGGGCAGCAGGAGGCUGGGGGAAGAGGUGGGGAGGAGCAGACGCACGAGGGGGAAGAGGAUCAUCCUCCCAUCGCCCAGGCCGAAAUAGAGAGCUGCAUGGACCAAUACAAGGACACGAUCGAGGACUACCUGGAGAUGUACGUGCAGUUCGGCUACGUGGUUCUCUUCUCCUCGGCGUUUCCGCUCGCCGCGCUCUGCGCCCUCGCCAAUAACCUCAUGGAGAUCCACACGGACGCCUUCAAGCUCUGCACGGGCCUGCAGAGGCCCUUUGGGCAGCGCGUGCGCAACAUCGGCCUCUGGCAGGACGCCAUGGAGUUGAUGGUGUCGGUGGCCAUCAUGGUGAACUGCGCCCUCAUCGGCCAGAGCGGGCAGCUCAAGAGCCUCUUCCCGUCGUUCAGCUCCGAGGGGAUCGUCCUCGCCAUCGUCCUGCUCGAGCACUGCGGGCUUUUGCUGAAGUACGCCAUCCUCAAGUUGAUCCCGGACGUGCCCUCCUGGGUCGCUGAGGAGAUGGCCAAGCUGGAGUUCCAGAGGAGAGAGACGUUCAAGCGGUACGAGCGAGCUGCCCAGCUGCGGCGGCAGCAGAAGGAGGAGGAGGAGAGGCGCGAGCAGCUGCGGGAGGAGAGGGCCGCUCACCUCCGCGCCAAGGACGCUGCCCGCGAGAGCAGCAAGGCGGACGAGCGAGCCGGGCACGGCUCGGCGCAGGGUGCGGGCAACACGCCAGGAUCGUCCGGGUCCACGCACGGCGGCGACAAGCAGCACCAGCACCAGCAGCAGCACCAGCAGCAGCACACGAGCGGCGGCAGCAGCGACAAGCCCCGACGGCCGUGCUCGCUGCCCAAGAGCAUGAAGCUCAAGCAGAUUAUCCCCAUGCAGGGCCGAAUGCUCUCUCCCUCGUCCACGACAACAACGACAACGACCGCGUCAACGACGGCGGUGGUGGCGCCGUCUGUUUCAAAGGCGGCGCAGCCCGUGGCGGCCGCAGGCGAUGAGAGGACGGUGUCCGGUGCCACCAAGAUGCCCGCCGCCACGCAGUCGCCCAACGGCGAGAGCAAGCUGCCGGGCUUUCUGAGCCGGCGCUUCCUGCGCUCGCCCUCGGCGGAGAGCCGUGCGGCUACGGCGGGCGCCGCCGCCGCAGCCGGGGGAUCCGCCGCCGCCGGGUCGGGCGGGGGCCCCGAGCGAGCGCAGUCGCCCACGAAGCUCGGGAAGCUGUUCGGCUUCGUCCGCGCCGAUGGCGGCGGCGGCGGCAGCAACUGGAACGGCGCUGGCGCUGCCGAGAAAGAGGAGGGCUCGGGGGAUCAGGUUUUGACGUCUCCGUCCGUGUCGUCGGCGUCGUCGUCGUUGUGCUCGGCCGCUCCGGUCGUCGCACGGCCCGAGGGGGCGGGCGGCCCGUCUCAGAUUUCGGUGCGGGAAGGCAAACACGAGGAGGCGUACUCGGAGAAGGGAGACUGAAACGAGCGUCGCCGGGCCGUCGCCGAAAUGCGGCAGCGCGAACCGCUUCUCUCUGAAUUCCGUUCCUGAAGAGGGUCGUGGCACACGAAGCGAAACGUCGGACAGCGCGUGCGGUACGGCCCGAUGCAACACAUCGGAACGAUAUACGGGCCGACCGCGGAAAACCGACAUUGUGGUCUUCGCAACGUGACCGUCUCUCUCUCUCUCUGUGCUCUAGCAUCGGCGGCUCGACUCUGUGGUUGAAAGCGAGUUUUAUUUAUUACGUUCUUUGCGGCCGUGUCAUUUGAGGUUUAUAUCCAUGUGCUUUGCAAUGGUGUGGUUGACUGAAUGAGAAGAGCAUAUGCAAGUGUGGGUGUUGGCCUCGCAGGGAGUGUGGGGGAGGGAGGUGGCGGCGCUGUUAUUGAAAUGCGAAUGAUCUCAGAGUAGCGGAUGGAGAAGAUUGUGCGUGCUAUUUUGCCAACUGGAGAUUUUGAUGAGGCGAAACUCCGCGAGUUUGCUGCUGCGAAACAAAGAGACACUAAAUUGACGCAGUUUCAAUUCGCCAUGGGAGCGAUAGCGUUCCACGGUAGCCGCAGCGUUCCAUAUUCUCGGCGACCAUUAACGUGUUCGCGGCUACCAGCAUGCACCGUGGCGUUGUGACAAAGUGAGGGGCCAGAAGUGGAGGGGAGGGAACUUCGACGUGGCUGUGGAUGCCACCAGAUGGCGCUUCAGCGGUGCGCACGAUAGUGACGUGACUGUUACUUAAAAUGAUUUUCUUUCGUCUCUAACGACAGCCCAGAGGUCGCAAACGGGUUUUGAUUCCUUACCCGUACCCGGCCGCACCAGGGUCACAAACGGGUACCCGUACCCGGCCGUACCCGUACCCUACCCGUACCCGGCCAGGUAUCAGGUAGGGUACGGGUAUCGGGUACCUGAUUGCGACCUCUGGGAUGAAGCCAUGUUGCAGGCGCGGGUGGGUUGAUUCUAGGAACUUGAAUUGUGAGAAGAGACAAGACGUAAAUGAGUGACAAACAGUUACUCACCAGUGACUCAGGGCUUACCUGUACCCGUACCCGGCCGCACCAGGCUCGCAAAUGGGUACCAGUACCUGGCCGGGUACGGGUAGCCGGGUAUCGGGUAGGGUACGGGUAUCGGGUACCCGGUUGCGACCUCUGCGACAGCCUCUAGGGUGUGUCCCAAAGUGAGGAGAGACCUUUAUUGUUUAGUUGAAUUUUUUUAAGAACUAAAAAAAGUAGAAUUACUCACUCUGAGCCUUGGGAACGUUAACAAACGACGUAAUGUCUGGAUUGCAAGAUGCUCCACAAAGUACGACGCACACACACACACCUACCGCGCACGUAAGAUGCACGCCCCAACGUUGGCUUGAAUAUAAAGGGGUUCGGGGCGAAAUAUUUGUCUGGUGAUGUGUAGAAUACGGUUUGAGUUUUUGCCAUCAUUUUUGUUAUUUUUCCCUUUUUUUUUCAACCUGAACAGGGGGACUUGCCAAACCAUGCUGCUGGGUUACCAGAAAUAAUUCUGGUGGUGCAAUAGUUCAGGGGGUGGUGGUGGAGUUGGGGCCAAAUGAGGUGGAGCGGCACGGUUGAAGACAAAGUGACCUUGUGGAAAGGCGACAAACGCUGGCCGUGGCUAUGUACAUAUGUAUGUUGAACUUCUUUAACACCAUACGUGGCUAACUUUGGGGCUCUGUAUGGGUGCAGCCCGUUCGCCGCUGGGAUGAGGGGGCCUUUCCACGCCUUGCGAAUCCCUGAGCGAUAUGUUGACCACGUUUCGUCACCACAUUGGUCGGUGCGGGUUGUACGUGCCGUACGUACGUUGCACUUCUUUCGCAUCGUACGUAACCAACCGCGUCUAUCGGAGGGUUGGUGAAGUUCAGGGCGGGGGAGUGCAGACCAAAUAAUGGAUUUUUCUGCACAUCCCUCAACUGCCCACAUCACCCACUCCUCCUGUCGGUUGUGCACGGUGGCGGUCACCCAUCCAAGCGCUAUCCAGGCUCAACUCAUGCUUAGCCAACUGAGAUCUUACGAGAUUGGGCGCAAUCCGGGUGAUUUUGUCAUUUGAAACGGAGUCCGCUGUUUAAUUAUUUUUCCGGCAAUUUGUAGAGCUGGCUCGGAGGUGGUUGUUGUCAGACACUCUCAUCCAGCCAAGUGUAGAGCCUGGGUUCGAUUCCAGGCAGCCACCUGCGAUUAAACCGAGUCCUCGCAGGUCGUAAAUUGACGAUCUCAAUGGCUGCAGAAAAAAAGGAUCCCAUCCAUUACGAGUCGGGUUUUCACUUAAUUCAGUCUUGAUCAGGUCUACAAAACAAAUCUAGUUUGUUGGUUGACACGUGGUGAGACCGGCUUCACCGGAGCCGUCCUGAGCCGUGCCAGCAUGUCGCUGACCGUUCGCACGCGAUGAACACUUGGAGACGCGUCUAGACGAUGCGGCGGAUGCAGUCUUCUCGCACUCUUCAUGACGAGCAAUCACACACGACGAAUGGGUCGAGAGGCGUUUGUAGGUAACGCGACGAUGCAACGUCCCCGCAGUGACAUCAAACACAAUGAUUGCAUCAUUGGCACUGCCCCCACAUGGCCCCGAGCCAAAUUCAGAUGCCUUUGUGAUGCCAGUUUUCAAAAAUAGAAGUCUCCUGGUUUGUUUCUGGAUGGGCAAAGCAAAUCUCCUGGACAAAUGCGAAAAAAUGAGCUUCACAGCUCAUCGGAUUCCUCCAGUCUAAAUGAACAUUCUGAUUCUGAAUAGCCAGUAGGAAAAGAGAAACGAGUUUUCCCGUCUACGGCAAGGGGCGAUUUUUUAUAGCGACGAUGGUAGAGAAAUUCCAGCCUGUCUAACCAAACAGCUUUGACCGACGGUGAACUUCUUGUCACCGCAGGGAGCGCAGGGUCCCCCGCGCGGGCAUUAGCUCCACACCGAUGAUGAUGUUGUCCACGCUGAUGAUGUUGUGCGUAGUGUUGCAUUUCGGGCCGAACCUGGACGUUGCCCGAUGCGUAUUUCACGUGGCUAAGCACAGCGCGCCGUCCUCAACGUUACGCGGCGCGGCCUCUAAGAUGUCCGGGCUAGCUCAGGGGUUGGCGAGUGUCCCUGCGUCGAGUGAAUAUUGAAUGUCGCCCCUUUUUCUACAGCUCGUAAUGUCUAACUAUUUAUUUAUUUUGGAAUUACAACUAAUUAUUUCGGAGAAAAAGCAGCGCAAGACAAAAAGGUUAUGGAAACAUGAAAACGCACACCGCGGGAGCUGCCGGAAAACCAUGAGUCACAAAUUCUGCAUUGCUCGCAGAGCCAGCCCUAAAGGAGUCACAGCGGAGAGAAGUGAACUGUUGGAAUUUCCUGGCCGCGUGACGAUGCCGCGCUGGGUCGAGACUCGGCCGCACAAACGGAGUCGUCGGCGUUGCUUCGAGUGUUUUGGGGGUAAAUGAUUGCUCGAUGUUCGAGAACUCUAUGGACUCCGUCCGUAUCUAUGGGACCCUUUUUGUCAGCGUCAAGAUAUUGAAUGAUUAAAAAAAGGCUUCACCCUAGUAUAGGCCAAUCAGCUUCAAGGACAGACCAUAUAUUAUCAAAGCAUAUUCGUUUAAAACAUGUUUUACCACAAAGUCCGUGUGGCUAAUGAAGACUUGAUGAUACCUUGUAUGUUAGGUGUCUUAUUUUGGCGUUCGAACAUCUUGACACCGCCUGUAUUCAUGGCCAAUAGGGGGUAAAGCCUUUCAUUUUAAUCGUUCAAAUCGCGUUACAGUUGUAUAGAACGACGUUCGCGCUUUGACUUUGGGGAGUGCCAAUUUUAGUUUUCUGCCUUCCCCUUUCAAUUUUCAAUGACCCUCCCCCACCCCCGCAUCACCCCCUGCGUGAUCUCCUGGGACGUGUCGUGGUACCGAGCAAGCGGCGUUUACACCGCUCGGCCCGCUCACGCGCACGGCGCGGCGGUAGCGGCCACCGUUGCCGGCAGCGGCGCCGGCCCCCUCGGCACCACCGUCGAUGUCUCUCUGCGGGGCCCUCUGGGACGAGCCCUCGAUUGGCAUCGCGACGUUCGUCACCACGUUCGCCAACGUCUCGUUUUUCGUUAACAAAGGGACUAACUGUAAAUGUGUCAACAUUUUACGUGCUAAUUUAAGCAAAUUAUUAUUUUUUUUUUUUACAAUUUACGUUUUGCUAACACUGUAGUUUUGGGUUGAAAUUACGAUUAUUUCCAGCUGUAUCCAGAGCUUAAUUUCUCCACCUCCUGCCGAUGUUUCCAUAAAACAAGCAAAAAAACAUCUCCGUAGCUUGCGAUGCUUUAAUCGGGUCGUGCCGCGUAUUGGUCGGCGUGACGUCCGACGUUUCGCGACAAAUGCUGGGAGCUUCCAUGAAACGAAAAAACAAAAAAAAAUCAUCCCACCUUCAAAGAUACUCACGCUGGAGCGAAACGUCGGGACACCGUGCCGAACGGCGGAGUACGGCGCGACCCCGAAAACCCAUCGUAGAUCUGCUGGGCAGCACUACCGCGAAACAAACACCCUAACCCAGCGCUGAAUUACAAACGGGCGAUCGAAACUUUGUGUGGCAUGACGUGUGGGU